AUGAGAAGAUUGUAUGUGAAAAGACUUGCAAAAGUUACUUUGGCAUUUCGUGGAGACAAUGAGAAGCUGUAUGAAGAGAAUAAUGGAAUUUUUUUAAAUGUGAUUGAAAUGAUUGCUGAAUUUGAUCCUACAAUGCAAGAGCACAUUCGGCUUAUUGAUACACAUAAGACUCAUUACCAUUAUCUUGGUCACAAGAUUCAAAAUGAAUUGACACAACUGUUGGCAAGUAAGGUCAAAAGUGAAAUCAUAGCAAGAAUUCGAGAAGCAAAGUCUUUUUCAGUGAUACUUGAUUGCACUCCGGAUGCUAGUCAUGAAGAUCAAAUGUCUCUUAUAAUAAGCUGUGUGGAUGUUACAAAAACUCCAAUAAAGGUUGAAGAAUUCUUUUUAGAAUUUCUGAAUGUACAUGACUCAACAGGGUGUGCACUGUUUGAUGUGCUUUUCGGUGCAUUGAGCAAUCUUAAACUUGAUGUUGAUGACAUAAGGGGACAAGGUUAUGACAACGGUUCAAAUAUGAAAGAUCAUGUGCAAGGAAGUCACACUCUCAAACCGUUGUCACAAACUUGUUGGGAAAGUCAUAUUGAAAGUGUUAAACCCAUAAGAGAAAGCGCUCAACAGAUAAGAGAUGCUUUGAUUCACUUGGCAAAUACUAGUGAAGAUCCUAAGUCAAAGAGUGAAGCCGAAUCCCUAGCAAUCCAUGAGUUGGAGAAUUUUGAGUUCUUGUUAGGUAGGGUUAUUUGGCAUGAAUUGUUGUUUGCUAUUAAUACUAUUAGCAAAACUCUUCAAAAAGAAGAUAUGCAUAUUGAUGUUGCUAUUGAUCAAUUGAAAGGGUUUAUAUCUGUUCUUGAUCAGUAUAGAGAAACUGGAUUUGAAGAGGCAAUGAAUGAAGCUAAGAAAAUAGCAAGUGAGAUGGAGAUUGAGCCUGUUUUUCGUGAGAAAUGCAUCAUUCGAAGAAAGAAACAGUUUGAUGAGAGUGCUAGUGAAGUGGCAACACAAUCAGCAAUUGAAGCUUUUAGAGUUGAUUACUUCAUUUAUAUAGUUGAUUAA
Molecule: messenger RNA, 1044 nt
Organism: Malus domestica (apple)
Lineage: Eukaryota; Viridiplantae; Streptophyta; Magnoliopsida; Rosales; Rosaceae
Source: RefSeq, a predicted model, not a curated record